CGCCGGGUUUGCUCUCAGAUAACGCCCCCUCUGCACGGGGGGCAAAAUUCGCCUCCGCUCGUCGACAGGACUCGCCCUUCCCCACUCAUCAGCAGUCCAGUUUUGACAGAAAUGAUCGUGUUUGUUAGGUUUAGUUCAAGCCAUGGAUUCCCAGUGGAGAUUGAUCCAAAUGCCAGCAUCUUCCAACUUAAGGAGGCAGUUGCUAAGAGACAAGGUAUUCCAAUUGACCAGCUGCGUGUGAUCUUUGCUGGAAAGGAACUGAGGAAUGAUUCGACACUGCAGAACUGCGAUCUGGUCCAGCAAAGCACAGUUCAUGUGGUACAGUCAUCUCAACCGACUAGACAAGCAGUGGGUGAUUCAAGCUCUAAAUAUCAUGAAAACAAAAUGGAUCCACUUACGUCAACUAGACCGCAGCGCAUCUGUGGUUCCAAGACGUUCUACUGAUCUUACUGUUAUGCUGGGGAAUGAAGUCCAAGGUGGUAAUAGACAUCCUGAAAAUGCAGGUUCAAGGCGUUACCACAGUUUUUAUGUCUAUUGCAAGACUGUGUGCAAGGCUGUGCAGCCUGGAAAACUCAGAGUCCGUUGCAGUACUUGUCAGCAUGGAACGUUGACUUUAACCAUGGACCCAACAUGUUGGGAAGAUGUUCUGGAAAAAAAUAGGAUGACUGGUGUAUGUCAAGCCAAAGAUUGCGAUGGAAAUGUUGCUGAGUUUUAUUUCAAAUGUGGAAACCAUCCAACCUCCGAGAGCGACGCAUCAGUGAUUUUGAACUUAAUUACUCCCAACAGGCAAAAUGUCCCCUGUAUAACCUGCACUGAGACUGUUGAUCCAGUGUUGGUAUUCCCGUGUGUGGAUCAACAUGUCAUCUGCUUGGAUUGUUUCUACCUAUAUUGCAUGACACGGCUGAAUGACCGGCAGUUUAUUCAUGACCAAGAGGUUGGAUAUUCUCUCCCUUGUGUCGCUGGCUGUCAAGAUUCACUCAUUAAAGAAGCACAUCACUUCAGGAUACUUGGAAACGACCAGUAUGAUCGUUAUCAGCACUAUGGAGCGGAGGAAUGUGUGCUGCAAAUGGGUGGGCUACUUUGCCCAAGACCAGGCUGUGGAGCUGGCCUGCUUCCCGAUGGAGGCCUACGCAGAAUAGAAUGUCUGCCACAGAACGGACUGGGCUGUGGGUUUGUUUUCUGUCGUGAGUGCAAGGAGGAGUUCCACGAGGGUAGGUGCUGCGGAAUCCACGAUACAGCCGCUGCUGUGAGCCAGCAGCAUUUCGUUGUCAACGAACAAGCUGCCCAACGAGCGCGUUGGGAAGAGGCUUCAAGGCAAACCAUCAAGGAAACAACCAACCCUUGUCCAAAGUGCCAAGUACCAGUGGAGAAAAACGGAGGCUGCAUGCACAUGAAAUGCCCCAGGACUUCCUGCCAGUUUCAGUGGUGCUGGCUGUGCAGACAAGAGUGGAAUCGCGACUGCAUGGGUGACCACUGGUUCGAGUAAGCUGCACCGCAAAGGAAGAGGCCAAACGAACACAGAGACUCAGGAAUCUGCUUAGAUUUCGUCAGAGACCAGAGACAGUUGGAUUUCAGCCCUUUCGUGUGUCGGUAUUCAAGACUAUUUUCAUUAUUCAGGUAGAGGGCACAGCUUUAAUUUGAGAGUCGUAAAGUUUAAAGGAGAUGUGUGAGGCAAGUCUUUCAUGCAGAGAGUGGUGAGUGUCUGGAACGUGCUGCCAACUGUAGUACUUUUGGUUCCAGUACUAGUUACACUUAGAACAAAGAACAGUGUAGCACAGGAACAGGCCCUUCAACCCCCUAUGUCUAGUUUAGUUUGUAAUUGCAGAUCCACUUUUGAGACCAGCAGCGGAGUGGCGCCUGGCUUAUGCCAAUUUAACCUGCAUGUCUGCCUGCAGAUGGUCUAUAACCAUAAAUUCUCUGUCUGUCCAUGUGUUUGUACAAAUGCCCUUUAAACACUACUUUCAUAUCCACAUCCACCUCUUCUCUGAUUGUGUUCCAGGCACUGACCUUGGAUGCUGCCUGUGUGAAGUUUGCACGUUCUACCUGUGACCGCAUGGGUUUCCUCCGGGUGCACCGGUUUCCUCCCACAUCCCAAAGACAUGCGGGUUUGUAAGUUAAUUGGCCUCUGUAAAAUUGCCCUAAUGUGUAGGGAGUGGAUGAGAAAGAGGGGAUAACAUAGAACUAGUGUGAAUGGGUGAUUGAUGGUCAUCGUUGGUGGGCUAACAGGCCUGUUCCCACGCUUUAUCUCUAAACCAAACUAAAUCAACUCUCCAUUGUGACAGGGAUGGGUAGGUGGGAAUGAUCGUUAAUGGGGGAAGGGCAGCAGGCUGCUGUCACCGUGUCAUGCCACUGUGGGCUGGAUGUAAUUGCACCUGGACUUUGCCACUGUUGUAAAGUGCUUGUAAUAUGUUGAGAAUAUUGUCAUUCUUGCUCGGUGGUGUCAACUGCUUCUUCAUGCUUCUUAAACGGGUUUCUUAAAUUAACACGCUAUAUUAUCGAACCGGUUUGUUGGUUGAUUAUUGCAAAUAAAUGGUACAUGGAACAACAUUUCAUCAUUUUCCUUUUGAAAUGUUUGGCUCAUUCAUUUCUUGACUUUAAAAAGAACACUGAGACAUCAUAGAAUGGCCACAGUCUGUGCUGACAUCUGCAACCACCCGUGAUGACUCUCCGCACUGGUCCUAGUGCAGGAUCAACUAUCAUCUGAUCUAAUCACCCUACUCUUUAAAAUCUCUUUUCCUCGUAAAUAUAUCACUAUUUCAAGCUGUACUAACAUGCUGUACCUUUCUCUUUGCUCCGCUUUUUUUUGUUAUCUUGUCUUUGUUGUCCUGAUUGUAUUCUUGUGUAGUAUUAUUUGAUUUGAUUGGACAGCAUGCAAACAAAACCUUUCUUGGUACACACGACUGAUAAACACAAACCUAAACACCAUUUGCUUCAAGGAAAACCCCAUCAUUCCAGUCUCCAAAAAUAGUAAAGUGACCCAUCUCCAUGACUUCAAAGUGACCCAGUAGUUCUAACAUUGAUCACAAUGAAGUGCUUGAUAGACUAGUACUGGCCCACAUCUGCGCCAGUUUCACGAUCAAUCUAGACUCCUGGCAAUUCGCAUUCAGGGAAAUAAGUGUACGAAAUAUGCCAUCUCCCUUGCACCACAUUCAGCUCUGAAUCACCUUGACAAUAAGAACACCUAUGUUAGGAUACUAUUCAUUGACUGCAGCUCAGCCUGCAACAUCACAAUAAUGAGCUCAUCCAUAAAUUUUGGGACCUUGGCCUUGGCAUCGCCACCUGCAACUGGUUUCUGGACCUCCUGACUGGCAGACCUCAACCAGUUAGAAAUGGUCAUAACGUUUCCUCUACCCUGCCACUCAACACCAGUUCCCCUCAGGGUUGUGUGCUCCCUGUACACCCGUGACUGUGUGGCCCAAGUACAAUGCCAACUUGAUCGUUUACCAGUGAGCGUUCUAUUAGUUGUUUUGCACUUCUUACCGUGCGUUCGGCCAGGCCGUUGGACUGCGGGUACUCGGGGCUGCUGGUGGUGUGAUGAAAGUCCCAGCGUGUCGCAAAAUACUUGAAGAGCUGACUGGAGAAUUGAGUUCCAUUGUCUGAGAGAAGCUGGAGGGGUGUUCCUUGGACAGAGAAGUGGCGAGUGAGUUUUUGAAUGGCCAUGGCUGAGGUCGGGCUGCUGAGCAGGUCUACCACGAGUGCGGCAAUAACGAAUGAAGUGGUUUUUCUUCUUGCAGUAGUGGCAAGUUUUGCUGAAAGCGAGGCGUUGCUCACGAAAUUUAGGGUGUGAGCCGCCGCAUUUACCACAGUUAUGGAUCAGUGGGUCGGUUCCCCUCCCUGGGGCUGUUGGUGGUUGUCGAGGGGCUGUUGGUGGUUGUCGUGGGGACCUAUAGAGGCAUGGACAUCAGAGGCAGAGUGUGGUCCCUGUCCCAGGGAUUUGGUAUGAGUGUGACUGAACUCCGCAACACGACAGGCACGUUCAGCUUUAGCUAGUGUGAGCUCCACAUCCCGGAGUAGUUCAUUUCUCACCUUGUCAUUCAGGAUGCCAUAUACGAGUCUACCGCGGAUGAGUACGUCGCGGUCCUGGAAGUGGCAUCUUGCAGCGAUGCUCUUCAGGGCACCGAUGUAGGAUUCGUCUCGCCCUCGUGUUGACUACGGGAAAAGAAUUUGUGGUGCUCCAUGAUAACGUUGAUGCGAAGUUGGCACAGUUUUCGGAACUUUCGGAGGAGGCAGGUGGGGUUUCUGAUGGACUCUGCCGGGGUCACAACAUGGGUUACCUCAUCGGUAUGUUCUGGGGCGUAAUUAAAGUCCUGUACCUGCAGGGCAGCCUCUGUGCCCGCUACAUUGAGGAGAAUUGAUGCAACGGUGUGAGGAGCAGCACCCGGGUGGGCAGCUUCAAUGAAAAUUCCGAAUUCCACCUCGAAGAUGCGCCAACGUUCGGCAAGAUUACUGUCAAAUAUCAGAGGAUCGGGUUUGCGAAAUUACCCAUCCAUAGUAACAGAGCGAUGGUCCAUUGUAAAAAAAUAAACUAAAAUAAUUUCAGGCAAAAGAGUUGGAGAAGUAGUUCAAAACUCCUGACACCAUGUUUGUUAUUGAUCCACUACGACAACAUGGUAAAACAUAGGUCUUUAUUCCAUUCAGAAAUACAGAGCAUUUAAGUUGCACAGCCGUGCUCAUGAAGCUCAGCAAACAUUCUGCCAGCUGGCCAUCA
Molecule: messenger RNA, 4708 nt
Organism: Amblyraja radiata (thorny skate)
Lineage: Eukaryota; Metazoa; Chordata; Chondrichthyes; Rajiformes; Rajidae
Gene: prkn
Product: parkin RBR E3 ubiquitin protein ligase
Exons: 12
Coding region: 266-1486 (406 amino acids)
Biological process (GO): protein ubiquitination
Cellular component (GO): cytosol; mitochondrion
Molecular function (GO): ubiquitin-protein transferase activity; zinc ion binding
Source: RefSeq, a predicted model, not a curated record